GGAGUAUCUGUUGGAGGUUAGGCAAUGUGGGAAUUAUUUUACUGUAAAAAUCAGAAGGUUGGUUUUACUUAACCGUCUCCUAAUCUCCAAUCAUUCUUUUGAAUUUUUUCCAUACAUUUAUGGGCAUUAGUAUCCUACUUAAACUCUGAUCCUAUCACAUUUGUUGUAAGACAAGCUUCUUUUCUAGUGGGGAAAAGUUGGGAGGUGCAAAGAAUGCGUGAAUGGCUGGUCCAGAUUUAGGAAACCCCUCUAUUAAAUACAAAACCACAGAUUGCCCAGGCGAUGCCAAUAAUAAUCAUGGGCCAUGUAAUGAAUCAAGAGCAUUGAUGGUACCGAAGAUGACGGCUUCAACAGCUGAGGGAGAGUACAUCAGGCGGCCACGUGGCCGGCCCAUUGGUUCGAAGAACAAGCCUAAGCCACCCAUAAUUAUCACUCGAGAAAGUGCAAAUGCACUUUGGGCCCAUGCAAUGGAGGUGAGGUCUGGGUGUGAUAUUGGCGAGAGCAUCGCUAACUUUGCAAGGAAGAAACAACGUGGCCUGUGCAUACUUAGUGGAAGUGGGUGUGUGAUGAAUGUCACCCUACGGCAGCCCACUUCUUCGGGUGCUAUCAUCACCCUCCAUGGUCGAUUUGAGAUACUUUCCUUGUUGGGUUCUUUCUUACCUCCACCGGCGCCGCCUGGAAUCACUGGCCUAACCAUCUACUUGGCAGGUGCCCAGGGGCAAAUUGUCGGUGGGGGCGUUGUUGGAUCGCUUAUUGCAUCGGGUCCGGUGGUGAUCAUGGCUGCAUCUUUCAUGAACGCCACAUUCGAUCGUCUUCCAAUAGAUGAAGAUGUAGCUGCUGCAAAUAAUCAACACCACCCAAAUCACCAUCAGAAACUUGAGGUGCCCAGCUUGUAUGGCCCACCACCGAACUUGAUCUGCAACGUUAGCUUGCCUCAAGAGCUUUACCCUUGGUCACCAGGGCACCAAUUUACUAGGAGUUAGAUUAAGGGGCUCUCUUAGCUGUUUGUUUUUAUCAUUACUAAAGUGUUGUUGGAUGCUGUAA
Magnolia sinica is the source of this 1044-nucleotide messenger RNA. Its product is annotated as AT-hook motif nuclear-localized protein 16. Gene Ontology annotation, biological process: vegetative to reproductive phase transition of meristem. Bases 222 to 983 code for a protein of 253 amino acids. Gene Ontology annotation, cellular component: nucleus. The record is from RefSeq and is a predicted model, not a curated record. Lineage: Eukaryota; Viridiplantae; Streptophyta; Magnoliopsida; Magnoliales; Magnoliaceae. The transcript has a single exon. Gene Ontology annotation, molecular function: DNA-binding transcription factor activity; minor groove of adenine-thymine-rich DNA binding.